AUGAUGCCACACGUACGGAACGAAGGCCCAGUUCCACAGCCUCCUAUCCUAUCCUACCCUAUUCCCUAUCCCUAUCUACCCUGCCCUGCCUUGCCUUGCAUCUGUCCGCUCCCUCUUCUUCUCUUCUUUUUCUUCUCCAUCAUGUCCGCCCUCCCUCCCCUCGAUUCCUCCUCCACUUCAUCCCCUUCCACCGCCUCCCACCCACCCGCCGGCAAGCCUGAUCCCACCGUCAACGCCGACAGCAGCCAUGCCCCCGAAAGAAGGCUCUCCGCCUCCCGUGCCGCCACCUCCACCGAACUCUCCCGUCUUACGGUAAACCUGCGCGCCGCCCUGCGUCAAUUCCCCGAUUUUCCCUCUCCCGGCAUCCUCUUCGAGGACAUCUUGCCCAUCUUCGCCAACCCCCAGCUCCACGGCGACUUGAUCCGUGCUCUCGAGCUCUACGUCGUCGACAAGUACGGCCGCGACAACAUCGAUGUCGUCGUAGGCCUCGACGCUCGUGGCUUCCUCUUCGGCCCCAGUCUGGCCCUGAGGCUCAAUGCUGCUUUUGUGCCUGUUCGCAAACAGGGCAAGAUGCCUGGCGAGUGUGUGACCGAGGGCUAUGAGAAGGAGUACGGGACAGACUUUUUCCAGAUGCAAAAGGACGCCAUCAAGCAGGGGCAACGAGUGCUCGUCGUGGACGACAUCAUUGCUACUGGUGGUUCCGCCGCUGCCGCCGGCUCGCUCGUCCAGAAACUCGGCGGCUCUCUUGUCGAGUACAUCUUCAUGCUCGAGCUCGACUUCCUCAAAGGUCGCGACAAGCUCAACGCUCCCGUAUACACCCUCCUCUCCAGCCAGGAGAAGUAAAGUCACUUCGUACCUUAUACUUCCGACGUACUUCUGUUUUCCCGAAUAGACUCUCCAACCAGCCCCUCCUCCAUAUCCACUGCACAUGCAAACUCGACUCCUUUUUAUUCGCGAUGAUAGAUGGCUCGGUAGCAUGAAAAAGGCGUUCUACUUUUUUUGGGUUGUGUUUUGUUUUCUUGGUCACUUGCUAGGUCUUCUUUGCAUCUCCGUGUCUCCUCGCGACCACCUAUCUAGACAGACAUCUGUCGAUACAAGGCAACGAAAUCCAAAAGUCAGACCCGCUAGGCUGGUGUAAAUACCCAUGUGGCUGCAUUAUGCUUCAUCAUGAUGGCAUAGUUUGUCGACCUCAGACUCCAUUUCACUCACCCAGUACUUGUCCAGUCUUAUCUCCUAUCGUAGAUAAUGGGUUGAGCAGUCCGCCAUUUGCGUACGCCAGAAAAAAAAUUCGGUGUACCAACAACUUCUGUCAUAUCUUUCUGUUAUAUACACUAUCACGUUCGCUUUUCUGGCUUCGCCUUUACUAUUUUCGCGGCUAUAGACUCGUUCAAUACUAAUUCUCUUCUCUCUCGCUCACCUUCCCAAUCUCACUCGCAUCUCG
Periconia digitata is the source of this 1441-nucleotide messenger RNA. Lineage: Eukaryota; Fungi; Ascomycota; Dothideomycetes; Pleosporales; Periconiaceae. The record is from the annotation of a GenBank genome assembly.